UGGAUCCUCUGUACAUAGAAAAACGACAAAAAAAUAGAAUUGGACAUUUUCCAUUGCUACUAACUUGUCCUGGUUACAGGUAGAACUAAAGAAAUGCGCACACUUAUGGUCCAUAUAUUUAGCGUUUUAAUUUAACCAUGUGUAGUACAUCUAAAAGAGACAAUGAGAAAUUCUUGGUUCAACAAGACAACAGUCAUCAAAAGGGUAGAAAUGUAGCGUUGCACAUGUCAGAGUACUUUACAGCUUUGAUUGGAUACAUAUAAUAUAUGACAAAGGGUGAUGUAAUUAUCUGAAUUACUGUAGAUGUGAAUAGUUUAAGAGUGAAGUAUGGUUAUAAGUCGAAUGCGAAGAUCCGUCGUUAUGAAAGAGGUAAUGUGUGUUAUUCAUAUACCAUUCUCACACUCAAUAUCAAUAUAUUAUACUGAACAAAAAUGUAAACACCACAUAUAAAGUGUUGGUCCCAUGUUUCAUGAACUGAAAUAAAAGAUCCCAGAAAAGUUCCAUACGCACAAAAAGCGCAUUUCUUUCUAAUCUUGUGCACCAAUUUGUUUACAUCCCUGUCAGUGAACAUUUCUCCUUUGCCAAGAUAAUCCAUUCACCUGCUGACUACAGGAAUGGCCACCAGAGCUGUUGCAAGAUAAUUUAAUAUUCCUUUCUCUACCAUGUCGUUUUAGAGAAUUUGGCUGUAUAUCCAACCGGCCUCACAACCGCACACGACGUGUAACCACGCCAGCCCAGGACCUCCACAUCCGGCUAUUCACCUGUGGGAUCGUCUGAGAUCAGACACCCGGAUAGCUGAUGCAACUGUGGGAUUGCACAACUGAAGAAUUUCUGCACAAACUGAUCACAUUGUUGUUGUCGUCGUAGAAGAGUACAGAGAUGGGACUGAGCUUGGUGGGUGCGCAGCACGCUUUGGGAACCUCAUCCGGCUUCAAAAGGUGAACCUGCCAUGAAAAAAGAAUCAACUGUACUGGAUGAGGUCCAGUUGGAUGUGCCACUGCUGCCAGUUAUCCUUCAUGUCCAGGAUGCUGCUAUCAUCCUUGAGGAGGCCACUGGUAAUUGGCAGCUGAUACCGAUUAGGUACAGCCCCCUGUACUGUGGGCCUGUUGUGAUCAGGAACAAUGCCAGUCCGGUGGCUAAAGCCUGGAGAACUUUCCAGUUCAUCAGCCCCAUUAUCACCUACAUGUGUGGGGGAUCCCAGCAGGUGGUGGUGAGGAUGCACCAUGUGAGUAGGGUUCGAGGCCUGGAGACUCAACUGGUGUGGGCCAUCUCCAAGGAGACAGCCAGGCUUAGUCCAGAGGGCAUCCCCUACUGUGCCACCAAGGUGCAGUCCGUCACUUGGAUCCAGUAUGUGGCUGGCAGGGUGACCCAGUAUGCGUCUCACCUCCGCCACGAGACGUCUGUGGACGUGACGUUUGGCUGCUACCAGCAGCAGACUGAUGUCUCGGUGGUGUACGCCACUCUCCACAUGGGGCUGGAUGGGCUGCUCUCCUCCUCGGCAUGGUCGGAGGCUGCCUCCGUCUCUACGCCCACCAAUCAGCAGUUCACUGAGCCAGAGCCUGAAGGCCACAACUGCUAUGAGGGCUGGGAGGAGGACCUGCUGCCUGAGGAGAGGGAGGUUCCUCUGCUAAACCUCUACCUUACCACCAAGAGAGUGGAGGACAUCGCCCUGAGGCUCGUCUCCCUGCGCCAGGCCUUCACUACACUGCUUGGUUCCACCCUGAGCAGGAACCAUCUGUUUGUGGCAGGAAAGGUCCUAAUGGGCGCACUGGUUCAAGCCCACCACAUGGACGAGGCCGAAUUCAUCCGUGCCUAUAAUGACUUUGUGGACUACCUGAGUGACCCCUCGAAGGAGAUUGACAUUGAGAGGGAGCUGGCUGAGGCAAAGAUCCAUCAUGUUAACCUGAUAGAUGUCCUCUUUGAACUGGUGCUGUUUGGGUUGAUGAUAGCUCAGAAGUCCCUGAUUGUGCACCCUGGUGGGUUCAUGGAGCGUCUGUACGCUCUCCUGUACUCCUUCCUGCCCGCUGCUGCCAGCAUUGAGCCAAAGGCUGAGAGAUACCUGCUGCUGCUCAAUGGCGGGCUGAUGGCUCUGCUUGAUGACAUGUUUGGGCAGCAGCUGGCCUGGUACUUUAACCCAGAAUCUCUGGUCACUGAGCUCUCCAGCCUCCUGGAGUACCACCUGGAGAACAUCAUGGCCAGCAUGUAGUCCUACUGCAGAGAUCUGAAAGGCCACUCUCUCUCUGUCUGUCCAUCUCUCUCUCUCUGUCCGUCCAUCUCUCUCUCUCUCGCUCUCCAUCCAUAUCUCUCUCUCUGUCCCUCCAUCCAUAUCUCUCUCUCUGUCCAUCUCUCUUUCUCUCUCUCAGGAUUUGAGGACUUGAAGUGCUUUGUUGAACCUUGAUUAGUUAACACAAAUUAAAUUAAUGUAUUCUCUUGUUUUCUCUCCCCACAGGAUUCUUGUGACACUUUGCCACCUAACAGGGAUCUGGACACUAAUGCACUACAUUACUUUGCACUGAAUUUUACAUUUUUAAAUAAAAUAACUGGUAGU
This is a messenger RNA of Oncorhynchus mykiss (rainbow trout), 2548 nucleotides long. The record is from RefSeq and is a predicted model, not a curated record. Lineage: Eukaryota; Metazoa; Chordata; Actinopteri; Salmoniformes; Salmonidae.